GUCGCCCGCGGUCGUCCUCGACCCGGCGGGGUCGCCCGCGGUCGUCCUCGACCCGGCGGGGUCGCCAGCCGUUGUCCUUGGCAGUCGCCCGUCGCCUCCCACCCCGUCGACGUGCAGUCGGUCCGCGACGCGGUGGGCGGCAAGUGGCGGGAGGCACUCGGGCUGCUCUUCCAGGUUGGUGACAACAGCGUCGAGAAGGACAGUGGAGAUCUCCUGCGGGCCUGCGCUCAGGCGUGGCAGUGGAGACUUGCGAUGCAACUGCUGCGAGAAGAUCCCGCGCCAAGCACGGAGUGGUUCGAGCACGCCAUCCAGGCGCGCGUCGGCAGUAACCGCAGGCACGCCUUCUACUCAGGACCUCGGUUGGACGAGGUGGAGUGGAGGAAGCAGAGGGUAGCCUUGGUUGGAGUCUCUAAUCGGCCAGCAAUUCCCUUGCAGUGGCCGCCAGCCUCGGCCGAAGAGGAGCAGGACCUCGUCGCCGUCGAGCUCGCCCGAGAGGCGCUGGCCUUGCUGGGGCUGGGCGGCGAGGGCGCGCCAGGCUCCCCGGCAGAUCUGCUGGCGCACGCUGCCGCGAUGCGCCUCUGCAGCGCCGCGGGCGUGGCGCGCUGGGCCCUGGAGGUCUUCGAGCGCAUGCAGGGCACGCACGUGCAGCCAGACGCGGCCUGCUACAGCGCGGCGAUCCAGGCCUGCCGGGAGAGCGGCGACUGGGCCAGGGCGGUGCGCUUCCUCGGGGAGAUGAGGGCGUCCGCCAUGUCGCCCAGCGCGGCUGCCUUCCGCGAUGCCGCGCGCGCCUGCGAUGCCGCCCGCGUACCGGAGAUGACGCUCAGAGUAUUCGUAGAUUCGCGCACGGUGGGCCUAGAUGCCGACACAUGCGAUGCGGCGAUCAGUGCAUGCGAGCAGAUAGCAGCAUAUCAGGGUUGGAUACCACAGUUGUUCAAUGAGUCGAUUCAGUUCGUGCGUGCGCACGAUUGGCACGCGGAAGAUGCGCCCAAGGCGCAUUCGGAUGCUUUUUCGGCAGCGAUCACAUCGUGCACGAGGUGCGGCGAGUGGGAGCUUGCCCUUCGGCUGCUUGAGGAGUCCAAAGGCGACGACGGUGUGUCUGCAGCCGCCAUAUUCAAUGCCGCGGUGCGGGCUCUCACCCUCGGGGGUUGGGGAGAACUGUCGUUGCCACUGCUCAGAGAGAUGGAUCGACUGACGUUAUCACCAGAUUCCUUCACAUUGCAUUCUGCUAUGCUGGAGUCCGUCCGUACGGCAAGAGUUCGCGACGCUAGAUUGUUGUAUGCAAGGGUUCGCCGCUUACAGAUUGCCCCACCGUGGAUCCGUUCUUCAACGUGCAUCGACGUGGCAGGGUUGGAAGUUGAAGUUGCUAAACUUGCUACGCAGACAUUCAUAGAAGAAAUGUGCCGGUCAAAGUUAAGAAGGGAGAUUGCGAUCAUCACCAGCGGCGAGCUGACCGAAGCGCCCGACCCGGAUGGGUUUGAUUCCGAGAUGAAGAAAGAAUUGUACGCGUUCUUGUCCCAGAUGUACGGUUUGCGGGCGAGCCCCUUCAAUCCAGGCAAGAUCGUGGUUACCAAGAUGGAGAUGUCCAGGCUGAAGUUGCGGCGGAAUCCGGGAGCCGGUGACGAGCGGAAGAGUUUGCGGAGACAUACGCAGGAGAGAAUGGCCCAGCAGUUCGCCUGGACCUGCGACGAGGACAACGAGGACGAUUAA
Messenger RNA from Prorocentrum cordatum, 1707 nucleotides. NCBI's taxonomy places the organism in Eukaryota, Dinophyceae, Prorocentrales, Prorocentraceae. The record is from the annotation of a GenBank genome assembly.